This is a messenger RNA of Galendromus occidentalis (western predatory mite), 1264 nucleotides long. RefSeq lists its product as uncharacterized. The record is from RefSeq and is a predicted model, not a curated record. Lineage: Eukaryota; Metazoa; Arthropoda; Arachnida; Mesostigmata; Phytoseiidae. The transcript has 3 exons. Bases 133 to 1044 code for a protein of 303 amino acids.
AGGGUGUAAGGUGGAUCAAGUGCUCUGAUCUGUCAACCCAACCAGGAUUCCAAGGAUACAGGACGCAGAGAACCAGAUGCAUCGACGGUUGAAAAUGCCGCCGCGGGACCAUCCGGUCGUUCCUGAGUGACAAUGCAGAGGAGUGCGUCUGGUAAAAGAUAUAGUCCCAGCCAGCAUCCUUCAGCGUCCUAUAUGCCUCUUCAAAAGAAAGCCCCCACAUCUCCACUCGAGGCGAAACUGAAGAAGCCGAGACGAUGGGGUUGUUGUCGUAUCUCGAUAGCUUUAAUAUCGUUCGUGUUCUUCGUAGCUUUCCUUGUGACCAUCGCAUACGUCUUCUUAUUCACGGACCUGAUCGGGCACCUCGUCGGCUCCGACAAGGGAAUGGCCCAAAGUUCCCGUCGUAACUCUUCCGAAGACGUCUCGCGUCCCAGCAGCCCUCUGCCCGACACAGGUUCCAUCUCUACAACAGCAGCUCCCCUGAGGGAAUUGAAUAUCUUAGUCCUGAUCGUAGACACUCGGACUCAUAUCAUGGACAACGGGUCUUUCAAAGCGUCAUCGGAGUCCUGGCGGAAAACCGAACUCGCGUGGCGGGAUCUGUACGAUAAGAAACAGAUGACAGAUCGUUUGAAGGUUUCGUUUUGCCAGGGUUGCAGACCCGUAGGUGUCAAGGACGAAGACAAUACGCCGACCGUAUUCUACACGGUGGAACAUUUGAGAGGAGACACGCAUUCUUACAAUACGGUAGUCUUCGUCGCCCUACCGACACCACCGGGUGAGAUUCUUUCCCUCCUGAAGCGUCACGGUCGCACGGACACGCUGGGAGAGAUCUGUCAGAAAGGAACGUGGUCAUCGACGGGUUGCGACUUCAAAGUUCCGCGGGCCAGAGACGUCCUCCCCGGGGAGAAGAAGGGCGUGUACAAUUUCGCCAUUCAGGUGCCGUCGAUGACGGAGAAGGAGCUCCUAAACUACAACAAGACGGUGAUAAUGCAAAAAGACAUGGAUACUUUCAAGAUCUUGAUAAGUUUACCGAUGGCGGUUCGGUGAAAUUUCGGAAUCUAGUGAGACUUCUGCUAGCUAUGGAUUUCUGAAAGAGUGAUACACUGUAUAGUUGUUAAUUUAUUUCUGCAUUGCGACUUGAACAUUGUACUUAAUUCCCCCCUAACCUCAGAAUGCUUGAGUGUACUGCUGAGCGUGUUGAGAGCUCAAUGAGCGUUCUGAUCGAGCGGUACACCGGUCUCGUUACACUGUAAACAAGAAUUUAUCU